Messenger RNA from Mercurialis annua (annual mercury), 708 nucleotides. RefSeq lists its product as uncharacterized. The coding region runs from base 10 to 633 and encodes 207 amino acids. The transcript has 3 exons. NCBI's taxonomy places the organism in Eukaryota, Viridiplantae, Streptophyta, Magnoliopsida, Malpighiales, Euphorbiaceae. The record is from RefSeq and is a predicted model, not a curated record.
AGCAAGUCGAUGAACCGAUUCCGUGUUCGUUCGCCGUCUCUUCUCACAAAAUCGGGGUCGAAUUCGGGCGGCAAUGAUAAAAAUAUGGAGUUUCUAGGGAAUGGAAUGGAGAGUUUUGGAAGUGAGAAUGGGAAUAAGGUUAUGGUUGUGGUGGACUCGAGCCUUGAAGCUAAAGGAGCACUUGAAUGGGCCAUGUCUCAUACUGUUCAGACCCAAGAUUCACUUGUUCUGCUUUAUGUUAACAAGCCAUCCAAAAAAGGAAAUGAGAGCAAUUUGAAGGUUAAUUUAAGGGCUUAUGAGCUUCUUCACUCCAUGAAAAAUGUUUGUGAAAAGAAAAAGCCUGGGGUGCAAGUAGAAGUAGCCAUGCGCGAAGGGAAAGAAAAGGGUGCAGUAAUAGUGGAAGAAGCAAAGAAACAAAAGGUGUCACUGCUAGUGUUAGGCCAUAGAAAAAGGUCGAUCAUGUGGCGCCUAAUGAAGCGGUGGACGGGGCGGAGGAACGGCGGCGGAUCAGCCGUGGAUUAUUGCAUCCAAUAUUCUCCUUGCAUGACUAUUGCUGUGAGAAGGAAAGGCAAAAAACUUGGAGGCUAUUUGAUCACUACCAAACGACAUAAGAAGUUUUGGCUUUUGGCUUAACAUAUAUAUUAAUUUUCUUUAUAUAUUUCUAAUGGAAACCUGAAAAAUGUAUGCAAAUGUGUGUUCUAUUUUUUU